Ramularia collo-cygni is the source of this 960-nucleotide messenger RNA. RefSeq lists its product as uncharacterized. Bases 1 to 960 code for a protein of 319 amino acids. NCBI's taxonomy places the organism in Eukaryota, Fungi, Ascomycota, Dothideomycetes, Mycosphaerellales, Mycosphaerellaceae. The transcript is spliced from 4 exons. The record is from RefSeq and is a predicted model, not a curated record.
AUGAUGAGAUUUGAUUGCUUCGUUUGGGCCAGAAGUUUGAAGCCGUCUCGAGACACUUCAUCAUGCAUGCAGAUUCGAAAGGCAAACAUCGUCGAAAGCAUGAAGGGGUCCUCGGAUAAUGUUGCGAGGCUCGGGAUAUGUGAGCUUGGCCUUCAUGCAUUUGAGACCGACAUGCCAGCCGAGAUCCUCGAGAUCAUCAGCAAAGAAGACGACUCCAACAAUUCACACGACGUGAUACCAUCAUUGGCACAAUUACUCAGACAUUCAAGAAACUUGGAAGUCGCCUACCUCUGUACUCCAGAAGCCAUCCAAGUAUCUAGAAUUCCCAAAGAAGGAGGUCAUUUCUGCGGCUAUCGCAACAUCCAAAUGCUGUGGUCUGGUCUUCCAAAGGAAGCCAAGGAAAAAUUAGCACUCUCAAAGCCAUCGAUUCCGGAUAUCCAAGCUAUGAUUGAGAAGGCCUGGGACGCCGGCAUCAACGCUCAUGGACGGGUUCAAACAGGCGGAGUCAAAGGAACAAGAAAACACAUUGGAACGAGCGAGGCAGAAGCAAUCCUCCUAAAUAACUCCAUCCCAUGCACAGGCAAGACCUUUAGCGGAUCGGCAGCUUGGUCACAGCUCCUCGACUAUGUGGAAGCAUACUUUGCCUCCUCUCACCUCUCAACAGAAGACGAGAUCAAACAGAUAUCCCUUCCGCCAAUCUUCUUGCAAAGACCCCAUCACUCCAUAACAAUCGUCGGAUUCGAGCGAACAAAGUCUGGCAAGCGUAGAUUACUCACCUUUGAUCCUGCAUGGAGACCACCCAAGCAGAUGACACGGCCGCAACCUUCAAAACCCCACUCAAAAUGGGAUAUCUACUGGACUAUGGAAAGAUACAGAAAGGGCAAACGCUACCUCAAACGCUACAAGGCUUUCGAGACACUAGUAAUUGACAAAAUUGAGCCCAAUCAUCAUGUCAACUGA